Molecule: messenger RNA, 1602 nt
Organism: Fonticula alba
Lineage: Eukaryota; Rotosphaerida; Fonticulaceae
Exons: 6
Coding region: 121-1602 (493 amino acids)
Biological process (GO): cellular response to starvation; regulation of autophagy; cellular response to amino acid stimulus
Cellular component (GO): lysosome; nucleus; Gtr1-Gtr2 GTPase complex
Molecular function (GO): GTPase activity; GTP binding
Source: RefSeq, a predicted model, not a curated record
UCUCUCCCCGCCCACAUCCCUCAGCCGUCUCCUCCCCCCUCCGCCCCUCUGUCCUCUCCCCUUCCGCCUUUGAUCUGAUCCUCACGCCACCAGCGCGCAAUCAACGGUCCCGAUCCGCCCAUGUCCUCAUACGACGACUACGGAGUCAAUGACGGAGCUGGCGACUACGGGAUAUCCUACCAACAAGAUGUCGGCUACGACCUUGAUGGCGACCAUGAGGUGUGCCCGUCGGUGGCUGCCGGUGGCAACACCACCCUUGACGACCGCCCACGUAUCUUGCUGAUGGGCCUCCGGUGCUCCGGUAAGUCUUCCAUUCAGAAGGUUGUCUUCCACAAGAUGUCCCCCAAUGAGACCCUCUUCCUGGAGUCCACCAGCAAGGUGGUCCGCAGCGAUGUGUCACACUCGUCCCUGGUCCAGUUCCAGGUGUGGGACUUUCCCGGACAGAUUGACUUUUUCGACCCCUCCUUCGACGCGGCGCGUAUCUUCAGCAAUUGCGGGGCUCUGGUCUUCGUGAUUGACGCGCAGGAUGAGUACAUCGAGGCUCUGAGCCGUCUGCAUGCCACGGUGGUCCGGGCAUACCGGGUCAAUCCGAACAUCGCCUUCGAGGUGUUCAUCCACAAGGUGGACGGGCUGAAUGAUGAGAUCAAGGCGGAGACACAGCAUGACAUUCAGCAGCGUGCCACGGAUGAGCUGGCUGACUCGCACCUGGACACCAUCCAUCUGGCCUUCCAUCUGACCUCCAUUUAUGACCAUUCCAUCUUCGAGGCCUUCUCCAAGGUGGUGCAGAAGCUCAUCCCCCAGCUGCCGACCCUGGAGAAUCUGCUCAACCACCUGUGCUCGAACUCCGGCAUCGAGAAGGCCUUCCUCUUUGAUGCGGUGUCGAAGAUUUACAUUGCCACCGACUCCUCGCCGGUGGACAUGCAAACGUAUGAGCUAUGUAGCGACAUGAUUGACGUCGUGCUGGAUAUGGCGUGCAUUUAUGGCGCGCCCGACUUGGCCGAUCCCUUCUCGAUGGAGGCCGGAGCCGGGGCCCUGCCGGAUGCCGGGCAUCAGGCCCCCGACACCGGGUCGGAGGGCGUGCACCCCCCGGAUCACCACCACCACCACCAUCACCACCACCAUCACCACCACCACUCCUCGCAUGCGCAUGGCGCCCUGCAUGAUCACCAUCACAAUCACCACCACCAUGGCCAUUCGGACCUGGACCUGGGCUUUGACGAUGAUCCCUCUGAUGCGGGGAAGAGGUCCAGCUCGACGGAUGCCCUUGCGGCUCAGCUCCAGCAUACCGGUCUUUCUGGCUCGGACGCGGUGGGUGGCUCGGCCACCGGCGGCGGCGAGCCCGACGCCGACGCCCCGGAGUACAACCCCUCGAGUGCCGAUGCGCAAAUCCAACUGAGCAAUGGCAUGACCCUGCUUCUGCGUGAGGUGAAUCGCCACUUGGCGCUGGUGGGACUGGCCCGGUCGGACGCCCUGUCCGGGCGCCAGGGCCUGGUGGACUACAACAUCGAGCGCUUCCGCACGGCGGUUGGCGAUGUGCUGGCUGCGCGGGCAUCCCGCGGCCCGAAUGCCCUGACCAAGACGGUCCUCAGCUCUAACAACUGA